Messenger RNA from Paramuricea clavata, 600 nucleotides. Lineage: Eukaryota; Metazoa; Cnidaria; Anthozoa; Malacalcyonacea; Plexauridae. The record is from the annotation of a GenBank genome assembly.
AUGACUCUGGAAAGAUAUCUCGCUGUGGUGUACCCAUUUUUUCACGAGAAUUUUGUGACAAAAUCAAGACUGUUAGCCAUUUUUGUGCUAAUGCAAUUGCCAUUCGGAAUUCCCUAUUUUGCGUUUCUAAACCAAACCCUAGAAACUUACAUAGAAGCGUAUUUACUUGUCCUCAUCGGAGCGGUGUUCUCUGUAAUGUAUUUUCUGAACUAUAAAAUAUUUUCGACGGUGGAGACAUUGCGACAACGCGUGGCCAUAACUCUGGGAACUUAUGAUUGUGAAGAGGAGUAUGUUAACGUCAAGAAACAUAACUUUUCUCUUGGCAAGGUUUCCACAUGUUUGCUAGCAGUCGUCUGUUUGUCUGUUUGCUAUUUUCCAACUGUUGUUAUAUGUGUUUUAAAGCUGACGCGAGUGCUUGACCGCAAUGAUGAGGAUAACAACAGAACACUUAUUGUCAUACGCCUUUGGGAGGACACUUUCCUCACCAUGAAUUCAACUCUGAAUUACUUGAUAUUUUUUUACAAGAACAGUGCGUUACGCCGACGCGGAAUUGAGAUUAUGGGGAAGUGUUUAUGUGCGAGAUUUCGAUAUCAUAAAUAA